AUGUAUACAAGUGUGGAUAAGGUAGAAUGUGAGAAGGGUGAUGAUGUUGCCAACUAUCCGACAGAAUUUUUGAAUAGCCUUACACCAUCAGGAAUGCCUUCUCAUAAACUUAAACUAAAGAUCGGUGCAUUUGUCAUGCUUCUUCGCAACCUCAAUGUUCAUCAAGGUCUAUGCAAUGGAAUUCGCCUCAUCGUUCGACGUUUACUAAAUCACACGAUUGAUUGUGAAGUUGCAACUGAAUCUAACAAAGGAAAUCAAGUUCUAAUACCAAGAAUUACUUUGCCACCGUCUGAUCCAUUUUUGCCGUUUAAAUUAAGUAGACAUCAAUUUCCUAUCCGACUCUCAUUUGCUAUGACAAUUAACAAAUCACAAGGACAAACAUUUGAUCGAUUAGGACUAUUUCUACCGCAACCAGUAUUCAGCCAUGGACAACUAUAUGUUGCUUUUUCAAGAGUUCGCUCUCGAACCUCUAUCAAGGUACGAGUCAUCAAAGAAGAGAAAAAUGCUCGGAAAAUUCGAAGUUAG
This is a messenger RNA of Didymodactylos carnosus, 525 nucleotides long. NCBI's taxonomy places the organism in Eukaryota, Metazoa, Rotifera, Eurotatoria, Philodinida, Philodinidae. The record is from the annotation of a GenBank genome assembly.